AUGGUCGCAGCCAUCCGCGGUCCUGACAUAAUCCAAGUUUCAACUGGCAAGUAUUUUCUUUUAGAGAUCGUCGUCUGCUGCAUUCUCGUGCUAUUCUUCUUGCUCUAUUUUAAUCGCCUGUUCGCUACUCUCCUCUCGUACGGGAUUCGCGCUUACACUUGGCAUUUCUACCGCGCAUAUGUCGACAUUCAUGCCCUCCAAAUAUCCUUGCUUGGGGGAAGGAUCUUCUUUAAAGGCAUCCGAUACCAUGGGGUGAAUGAAACGAUAUUUGUGCACGGGGGGUUUAUUUCGUGGUGCUAUUGGAGGCGCACUGUGAGGAAAACACACCUAUGUAAUCUCGAAUCCGAUGGUAAACGAGCAAAGGGCAAGCCUUUGGGGAAUGGCUGCGAUGGCGGUAUCCAGGACCCUGGCGUUAGGGAACAAGGAGGAUCUGGCAGAACGGAUUCAGUUCCUUGUCGUCUUACCGCCAAAUUCUAUGGACUUGAGUGGUUUUGUUACAAUAAGACCCCGGCCUAUGACAGUAUUCUCGCAGGCUUCUUUCCCAUGGAAAACUCAGCCUCCUUUGCACGACCACAAUAUCCAGCAAGCAAUACGGUAGACCCUGAAUUGAAGAGGGAUUCGGCGAGAGCUUCGUAUGCAACGGGGUCCGACUUCGAUAGAACGUCUGCUGCAGGCCAUGGUCCUGGUCGGAGUAGGGCCGACGCGGAAACAGUUGAUUCUCAGAAUGGUGAAGACCCUGUCCAGGAAAUGGAGGAGAGUCUAAACAUAUUACUACGGCUUCUACCACUUAAGCUAGAAUGUGAUAAAGGAGCUAUCGUGAUUGGGAAUGAGAACACGAGAUCGGUUUUGACCACUACUUUUGAUGGUGCAACAGGUUUGAUUGAGGCAAACAAUGCUGGGCCACUUGACCUUUAUCGACAAUCCUUCUCUUUCCAGUUUAGCCAUCCUGUCGUUCAAAUGCGGCCCAAUCCAGACUUCAAACAGAAUCAAUUCGAUGCCGCGAAAGGGUUCAGCUCAACACGAGAAGAUCAGAAUGGAACGAAGCGCAAGCGAGACACUAUAUUUAACUAUCAGUUCCAAAAGCGCCGAGUAUGGCACAGCAUCCGUGAACUUAUUCCUUAUUUUCAAACUUCUGUCGAAUCCUUUCAUGUGACCGAAAGGCAUCCCAACGCGGCGUCGAAAAACAGGCUGAAUGGUCGCAAUGACGUGCGUUGGGUUGGCCUCUCCCGGUAUAUGGAUGAGACAAGUCAGGAUGACCAUAGCGAAUGGAAUCCUAUCGAGUACGGUAGAUUUUCAACCAUUUUGGACACCCCUAGUAUGACUGUAGCAUAUUAUUGGGAUAUUCCUGGAUGUGUGCGGCCUCAACCUCUUCAGGAACGUUCACUUGGCAAAGGACCACAUGGCAUCAAUGGUGCCCCACCACCUGAAUGGGGAAUGGAUGUCAAGAUUGAAGGCGGUACUAUUAACUACGGGCCUUGGGCUGACCGGGAGCGAGUUGGCCUUCAAAAUGUGUUUUUCCCCAAUUCCUAUCGAAGCUCCCGACCGGCAGAACAAUUGGCUCCUGGAGAUCUGAGGAAGAGUUCUGUCUUCAAAUUUCGAGUGGAAUUCAGUGAAGAGAUAACUCUGCGUAUUCCAACAAGAGAGCCUUCCAGAGACUGGCAAUGGAAAGGCAGAGCCAGUGCAAUAAGAGGCGCCUCUAAGUUGAAGAAACAGCCGCGGAGGAGGCAGUCCAGGGCUGCUGAUGGCGACAAAGGAAAUGUUGGACCAGAUAUCCGACCGUUUGGCUGGUUCUCGCUCCGCAUAGCCAGGGAUUCUACCCUGAAUUAUGCUAUGGACAUGGUGGCUUCGAGAUCUGGGUUCUCCAGCCGACUUGAUCUCGACCUUCGGGAGUCGAGAAUGUCGUCAAGUGUCAACCAUACAAUACUAUGGCAAUGCCCGAGACAACUUAUUAACUGCGAUCUCUCGGUUCCCCUGACCUGGAAUAGCCUCCGGACGUGGAAAUUUGACGUAGAGAGUCAUGAUAUGGAACUGUUCUUACUACGUGAUCACAUAUUUCUGCUAACGGACCUUGUCGGUGAUUGGGGCUUAGGUCCGCCUCCAGAUUACUAUACAUUUGUGCCGUUCAUCUACAAACUCAGCCUUUCAUUCGUAAAUUUGAAGCUAUUUGUGAAUGUCAAUGACUUGAAUAUCAUCAGCGAUCCUUCCGAUUUGGAUGACAAUCGUUUUCUGGUUAUCAAGGGCAAGACACUUACAUCUGAUGUCUCGAUUCCCUUGACAAAAUACAGAUCUGAGCAAAAUGCCGUGGAUUUCAGUGUCAGAUUGUAUGACGCUGGAAUAGAUUUUCUGGCCCCGUUGUGGGAUACACUGCACUUGUUUUUGCAGAAUAAAUCCACAGCCACAUUGGAUACGCUUUCCAUUGAUGGAACAUACAGCUAUUAUUCCUCUACCUCUCCUGAGCUGACAGAUACUCUAUAUUUUAAUAUCGAUGGUCUGUCGCCAAGACUUUACUUAUUCGGGUUUUUAAUUCGGUGUUUCAUGACUGUGAAAGAGAAUUAUUUUGGAGAAGACGUGCACUUUAAAACCCUCGAGGAAUUCCAGGAGCUUGCAAACUCGAAUGAGCAGCCGGAGACUUUGAACGGUAUAAAUCCAAACAGGAAAUCAAAUGACCUCGAUGUGAUUUUGCACGUUACUGUGGACAGCCCUCUUGCUCUUCUCCCAGAAAAUAUCUAUGACCAUUUAAGCUGUUUGCAGCUCACUGCACCUUCCCUAGAGAUUGACUUGCGAUUCACAAACUAUUAUAUGGAUUUACAGUUUUCCAUAGCUCCCUUGAAAGUGGGCCUUGAAUCAGAACUCUCGAACCAGUCAGCCACCGUUUCUGGUACUCAGCUGUUCAUCGAUGGUGUUUCAAUCCAUGGCCAUCGGCUGUUCGGUCUACCCCCUACAGAGCCGACGUAUGUUUGCAACUGGGAUUUUAGGAUAGGCCAGAUCAUCGGGGAAUGCUCAACAGAGUUUCUGGCCUGCUUAGGAACGGCAUUGAAGAGCUUUGACUUCUCCUUCGACAAUGAAGAGAAUGCUCUUCCGCGAUUAUUCCCAAUUGUUCUUCAUGAUGUUACAUUUCUACGUGUCAAUGUCGAUUCCAUCCAUCUCUCGAUACUUUUAGAUAAGGGAGCAUUAAUCCUAAGCUCCGGUUCUGUCGCCGCUCAGCUAAAUGACUGGGCAAAUGAAAGAUUCUCGAAACGUAUGAGCCUUUCUGUGCCAGACCUUUCCAUUGCUGCAGUUGACUACAAGUUUGCUGGCCGAUUUGGGGUUCUUCACACCAAAGUCAGCCCGCUCGCGAUAUUCAAGGCGACAAUAAAAUUGCGAAUGGCACAAAGAAAGAGUGAUAUCAUUGAAAGUCGAAGACUGCAACAAGAACAUAUUAGAAUACACGAUGAAAGGACCCAAAGAGCACCGUGGCUGCUUUUUGACUGGGAUGAUAUGGAUCCUGAAUCAAUGCAUCUGAAAAAUGACAAAUUAGGCAUGCCCACUAUAGCUAUACCUACGAUGCCCGACCCCCUUGUGCGAAGCCCUAAGAUGCUGGAUUCCUCACCAGAAAGACGAUUUACUGGAAACCGGAAGACUCUAAGCUCUAGAAGUUUUCUGGUGUCCUCAGAAACUUCAAGCAUGAGAAGUAGCCGCCGAGGGACAUCUAGCAUCUACCGUGUGCCGAGCACAGCCUCGAGAAAGCCUCAAGAAGACAUUCGCAUAUUGGGAGGAGAUUAUCAGACAUCAUUUUUAUUUGAAGAUCGCAAAUAUGCGAGAGAGUCGCCAACACAUGUUCCAGAGGCAAACCCCUGGGCCAUGCCAAAUUUUACUCUUCACAAGAUCGAACUAGACAUGUCUUAUCUUCCAUCAGACCUUGCAUUCGAUACUGAUACUAUUCAAGAUGGCCCUGAAGUUGGGCACUUUGACUCUCAAUUCUCUCCGUUUGAACGUGACGAAACAACCCACACGAACUUUGCCCUUGAGUUACCCGUUGGAUUUAAAGGGUUUUGUACUCCCGAUUUCCUUUUUAUGAUAGCGACAUUGGUCGGGAAAUUACAGCCGAGACACCCGGUUGAGAUCAUCGACUCUCUUCAAAUAGAUGUUAUAUCAGACCUAGUAGGCUACGAGAAAUCAUUGGCACAGCCGAAGAAGUCGACGGGCUUUGCAAUUCGGGCUCCUUUUAUACUCGUUAAGUUGGUCAAUUCAGAUGAACAACUUGCCAACGAAGAGGUCAGUUUCCAGGACGAGUACAGCCUUACGAUAAGUCGUCUGAAGACAGAGUUCCGAACAAGAGUUGAACGGCAUAAGGGCGAUCUUUUGGCCGGGAUCAGUAAAAGCUCUACUGUCCAUGCAGCUGCUGAAAACCUUUCGAUAUCUGUUCGGGGCAAUCGAAGUGAUGUCUAUCAGGAAAAAGCCGAUUUUAGUUGUGUGUUCGGUGACCUGAAUUUUUGGCUUGUGACGAGGCCUACAACAAGACUCCACUUCCAGACCCGAGCCUUUGACACUGUCACUUUCACCAAAUCUGCGGAGCAUCUGGCAUUUUUGGUUAGUCGCACAACGACUAUGGUCGAUUCUAUCACGUCUUCCUUCCAGCAAAGCUCGUCGCUUGAUAGCAAACGCUUGCAACUCCUUAUAUACUACCUUACACAAUGGGCUACAGAUAUUCCCGAUCCCACGUUCCUUACGCGGAUUUCCUAUGUGCUUAGGGUGACGCCUACUCAUGUGCGGCAGCAUGAUUCCUGGAAAAUAAUAUCCCGCAUCCGCAAUGUCUACAACCGUCUUCCUGUGGACCAGCAACUGGACUUGUCUGCGAAAUGUCUGAGCGAUGACCUUUCCUUGCCACGAGAUGCCCAGACGAUUGUGUUGAGUAGCUUUGAUCAAUGGCGCGCUUGGGACUUGGCACACGUUGAGAAAAGCUACGUAAUGCAAAGAGUAUGGGAUUCGUUUGCCGGUAAAUCAGAAAAUCUACCCAUACCACUAUUGUUUUCUUCAACAGUGAGAAUGUUCCGGUUCUCUAUUGACCCUGGGCCAAAGGAGACCAACUUGGUAGUUGAGGAUUUGUCAACCGCCAUAGCUGUCAAACCACAAAAGUACACCUCUUUGAAAAGGGAAGAGCGAUAUAAGAGCUUGAUUAUUGUUCAAUCUUAUUGCUCUUCUACUAGCCUUCGCUUACGAUGGGAGAUCCUCGACCUUGCCAAGGGUGUAAUGAAGACGAUGUCUAAUGUUCAAUUAAAAUCCACUACUCUAGAACGGAAACCGAACGAAGAAGUUAAAGAACGGGACGAGCUACAAGCCGUGUUUGGCACGGAACUUGGGUCUGUCACUCUGGAUGGCAUCAAUGCCAAGUUGGCUUGUAUUUCUCAGGGCCUUAAGGGCUCCGUUAUUGACGGUGCUGCUGGCCUGGCUGUAUUGAUUAGUGCUGAAACAGGCUCUUCGGAACUAUCAAAUCUUUCGAAGGUCCUCAUGUCUUGGAAGAUCGGCAACCCGUAUGUCUAUCUUUCACGCACGUCUGAGGAAACCGAGACUGAAGUGAGAUACGAGUGGAAGGUUGCUGGAUCAUGCAAGAAACUUCGAUACUUAAUGGAGGAAGAUCUCAUAAACCUUGCUUAUACCGCAGAUCGGCUGAUAGAACACGAAGUUCGAUACAUCCAUGGGCUCACAAAAACUCUGGAUCUCUCAGCUCGCAAGUCAGACGAAAUCCCUGCUGCAAAGCCAAUCCGAAAUAUGUUUCAUAUUGCAAUGUUCUUGGGUGACUAUCAACUGAGUUUCCGUGUUUUGCCGUCAUUGACAUACAUGAUCUCGGGGGAGGUCGCACGGACAUGUGUUAUACAAACGAUGGAUGCAAAAGUUGAGGUAGAUUUCGAUUUGAAAAAGAAUCUGCAUACAUUCCUAUCAGGGGAAGGGGAUAAAACACAUCAGUUAUCAGUAUUAGAAAUACCGCCAAUCAAUGGCCGUGUUGUUGCAAACUUGUCGCCGGUCCGUACUGAUAUGGAGGUGGAUGUUACAAUCGAACUUAUUCAACUGGAGGCAAGCUCUGUGCGAAGUUUGCUGGGGGCCCUCACAACGCCUGAGUUUUCUCAUUUGAUGUCGGACCUUAAACAAAACCUAGAGACAUUGCAGCUGCAUCUCGUUGAUGCUCUUGCCUUGAAUAAGCCUCCUCUGCAGCAUAAGGAAUCACAAGACAAUGGCCACAGCAUUCUCUACAAAGCACGUAUGACAAUGGCCGGAACCAAAAUCCACGCCACCGCACCUGCCGUCAACGGGAAAAGCUAUACGGCAGACAUGGAUCUCAGCUUGGGGAUGGUGCGCAUGCGCCUAGACAAUGGCUUGGAGGAUGGUUAUCCAAUGGAAUACCCCGAGUUUCACAUUGAUACAUCGAAUAUCAGCUUUAAUCUACGAAAGAAGGAGGCACUCAGGAGCCGUUCGUACUGUGGCUUAUCUAUUGACGCUAAACUUCAGGCUACUUCCAUGAGACGGGAGAAUGGGGACCUUAGGCGAGUGUACCAUCUCAGCAGCCAGCAAUUCGACGUGGAUCUAUUCUCUGAGACGGCUCCACUGGUGGUUGAUAUGGCCGUCCACCUCCAAGAACGCAUUAAGACAUUGGAUAUAUCGCAUGAAGUAAACCGUCUCAAGAAGCUGCGACGACGAGGUCACUUAGAGCUAAAACCCAAGGCACCGGAAAUUCCUGAUAUCCGGGUCAAUGAAGACUCCAACCAAGAAGAUCUCUUUGAUGCCAUGUAUUUCUUGGACCUCAACAACAUUCAGAUUAGUUGGAACAUGGGCACAGUGCCGGUGCCUGUACCCAGGCGUAAGCCGAACGAUCUGGUGUUCUCUAUAAAAAGGGUGAAUCUAUCGAACAAAAAGUCAAACGCUGCAAAGCUUCGCAUUGAAGACGUGCAACUGCAGAUGGUUCCGUACCACGCCCACAGGAAGAAGCGGUCCCUUAAUUCAGCCUUGUUGCCGGAGUUGGUUUUCAACGUGGCUUACUCUUCUACAGGAGAGGAUGUUCGACUUGCCUUCCAAGCAGCCGGGAAAUCACUGGAUAUACGAGCCACGUCCGACUUCAUUUUUCCAGCAAGCAUGAUACGCGAUUCUAUUGCUGCCUCCAGCAGAGUUGUUCGUGAGGCCAAUUCUGCCUUCGUUCCGAAACCAUCUGAAGACAAUACCAAGCAUCGUUCUCUUUUUGGGAACAGACGAUUCCGGUCUGUGUUGGUGGACGUUGAUUUUGCUGGAGCGAUUGUUUCACUGCAGGGAAGACAUACGGAUGAUACGCAGACUAUGCUGACCGCAACGUUGAAGAAAGGCAAGCUAUCAGAGGCAAGAUAUGACCAGUGUGUCCAGGGAGAUGAAGCUUCCACAGCAACAUUCAGAGCGCCGGGAGUCGCUUUGAAGGUCCAGUUUGAAGACAACCAGGAAGACUCGGCGCUCAAUGCGGAAUUGAAAGUUGAUGCCUCCACAAAUGUGCUUUACCCAAGUCUGGUCCCAUUAGUGAAGCAAAUGACAGCGACCGUUAAGGAAGUCAUAGGAGAGCAAGGAGAGCAAGAUAGACCUCGAAGACCGUCUAGCGCGAUGAUGUUGCAGCCACAAAAAUUGAUGCAGGAGACGCAGCCCGAGAAAGAGAACAAGGACUCAAUACUUGGACGAUGCAAAUUGAACGUGGGCCUCUUAAUUUGCAAGCAGGAGUUCAGCUUGAGCUGUCAGCCCAUUGCCAGGGUGGCAGCUACGGCCAAAUUUGAAAGUGCCUACGUAACGAUCAACACGGUGCAGUCUGAGGAGCAUGGGCGAUUCUUUGCUCUUCUGGUUGCUUUCAACUCCUUAGAAGCGUCGGUGAAGCAUGUAUAUUCCAACGAGUCAACAGCAAGUUUUGAGGUGAAUUCGAUGGUCAUGUCUCUCAUGAAUAGCAAACAUCUUGGCAGCGUAAAGGGCAUUUCGGCGGCCCUCAGAAUUAGUCCGAUGCAAGUGGUUCUAAAUGCCAAACAGGUGCAAGACUUUCUUCUUUUCCGCGAGAUUUGGGUGCCAUCGCCCGACGUCAAUGCUAGCCCUACACUCUCACCGCAAUCAACAGAGGGCCAAACUUAUAUAGUGCAACGGUAUCAGCAGGUGGCAUCCGCGCCUGCAUUUCCUUGGAACACGACAAUUUCGGUCGAAAAGUUGGAGAUCCAACUUGACCUAGGCUCUAGCCUUGGCAAGGCCCUAUUCGGCAUCAAUGACCUGUGGCUGUCUUCAAAAAAGACAUCUGAUAGGGAGCAGACUCUCUGUAUUGGCUUCGAGACAGCUGGCAUCGAGAGUAAAGGCCGCAUGAGUGGAUUGAUUGAGUUCCAAAAGCUCAAAGUUCAGACUUCGAUCCAGUGGCCGGAUGAUGGCCUCCAGAUCAAGACACCGCUUAUUCAGGCCUCGGUUUCUUUCCACCAAUUCCAGGUGAAGGUCUCUUUUGACUACCAGCCCUUCCUCAUCGCUCGCAUUGCCAUGUUCGACUUUCUUAUGUACAACAUUCGAAGCGAAUCCGGUGUUGAGCGGCUCUUCAGUAUCUUGGAAGGCGAUCAAGUCCAAGUUUUCUGCACAAGCCUGACUGCGUCACAAGCUAUUGCGCUGUUCCAUGCUUGGCAACGUCUUGUCCAAGAUAAACAGGCUGCGUAUGAGGCCGCUUUGCGAGAGGUCGAACGGUACUUGCGACGAAGAUCGACAGCUUUCAAGGGCAAGUCAGAGUUCCAGAUAAAGGAAGAACCGAGUGAGCCCGCAGAAGACAAGGUCGAAAAAGCACCUAUCUCCCUUCAUACGGGAGUUGUCGUCACCAUCAACUCCGUCACAUUGGGAGUGUUCCCGAGUUCCUUCUUCGACAAUCAUGUUUUCAAAAUGGAGGCACACGAUGCACAAGCCCGGUUUGACGUCUCACUCGAUCAAGGAAAGAUCCACAGUGCACUGGGGCUCACCUUGGGACAACUACGUGUAGCACUGUCAGGCAUUGUGCGGCCGAACACUAUGGGCAUUGAGGAGCUUCUCGUUAGCGAAAUUGCAAAGCGCGUGAUCGGAUCAAGUGGGGGUACGAUACUCAAGGUUCCUCGACUGGUGGCGACCAUGGAAACAUGGCAGAAAUUGAGAGUUCAUCAAAUUGACUACAUCUUCCGGAGUACGUUUGAAGGCAAAGUCGAUGUUGGGUGGAAUUACUCCCGUAUUAGCUUCAUUCGGGAUAUGUGGGAAUCACAUUCCCGCGCGUUGGCAUCUCGUCUGGGCAAGCCUCUCCCGCCGUCCGCAGUGCGCAUUACUGGAGGAUUGGGCGGAGAUGGAACGACCGACAAGGAGCAGCAAGAGAAGAUCACCGCGGUGGUCAAUGUGCCCCAGUCCAAAUACACUUAUGUUGCGCUAGAGCCGCCAGUUAUCGAGACACCUCAGCUACGUGAUAUGGGCGAGGCCACGCCGCCAUUGGAAUGGAUUGGGCUCCAACGUGAAAAGUUGCCCAAUAUUACGCAUCAAAUCAUUAUCGUGACAUUGCUGGAAAUCGCCAAGGAGGUGGAAGAUGCCUAUACGAAGAUCCUGGGGUCUUCCUGA
Molecule: messenger RNA, 9570 nt
Organism: Aspergillus tanneri
Lineage: Eukaryota; Fungi; Ascomycota; Eurotiomycetes; Eurotiales; Aspergillaceae
Product: putative fermentation associated protein (Csf1)
Exons: 4
Coding region: 1-9570 (3189 amino acids)
Biological process (GO): fermentation
Cellular component (GO): membrane
Source: RefSeq, a predicted model, not a curated record